AUGACGCUCUGCGACCAGAUCAAGUGGGCUUGCUGCACGAUCAAAGGCGCGCGCCUCGCCGCCGUUCCGCCCCCGGGGAAGCGCGGGGCGUUUGAGCGCCUUGAGGCUCCGCGCUCUCCGGCACCCUCCACGCACCUCUACCCAACCUUUGUCCGCCACGCGCCAGGCCUGAAGAGCAUAAAGAAGGUCUUUACGAGCGUCGUCGGGACUUGCUUCAUCACACUCGGGGUGCUCCUGCUCGUACUCAACCCCGUCGGCCUCCUCGUGAACUUCGUCGCGUUCAUCCGUGUGAUGUGGAACAUCUUCUUCGGAGUGCUGAUGCUGCUGCUGCAGUUUGGCAAGACGGAGUGGCUGCUCAUCCGCUUCGGCUUCCUCGGGCACUGGGCGGGGCGGGCGUUCUUCUUCUUCUUUUGCGGCACCAACAUUCUGUUGGUGGACCCCGACGGCGGCGCGUGCCCCUAG
Emiliania huxleyi CCMP1516 is the source of this 462-nucleotide messenger RNA. RefSeq lists its product as hypothetical. NCBI's taxonomy places the organism in Eukaryota, Haptophyta, Isochrysidales, Noelaerhabdaceae. The transcript is spliced from 2 exons. The record is from RefSeq and is a predicted model, not a curated record. Bases 1 to 462 code for a protein of 153 amino acids.